Nerophis lumbriciformis (worm pipefish) is the source of this 8154-nucleotide messenger RNA. RefSeq names its product LIF receptor subunit alpha a (gene lifra). NCBI's taxonomy places the organism in Eukaryota, Metazoa, Chordata, Actinopteri, Syngnathiformes, Syngnathidae. The record is from RefSeq and is a predicted model, not a curated record. Gene Ontology annotation, molecular function: protein binding.
GGAAAGGGUUUGCGCUCUUCAGACAGCACGACUCUGUAACCCAUCACGUCAUUAGAAAUCACCUCUACAGACGUAUUUACUCUCUGGAUUACGCGAUUCACCAGCAAAACACGACAUCUUAAAUGAUUUGAGUCCACUGAAGGGUCAUUUCCUGUCAGCAUGGUGCUGCUGUAGUGGAGAGGAACAUCACCACCAGUCACUCACCAUGCUUCAGUUACACACCAGCUGCAGGCCUGCCUGGCUCAUCUGUUCUCUCCUUGGCCUUUCCGUGGUACACACUCAGGCCCAAAAUGUCCUGACUGCACCCGAACAGGUGAGCCUGUCACCCAACAUGACAACGCAGCAAAUAUUCAUAUCAUGGCUGGGAGGCGGCUCUACAAUGUUUGACGUCAUGAUCCUCAGGACGGAACUCAAUGAAAGCGUCUUCUUUGACACGCUGCCUGUGACUGUGAAUCAGUCAACUGGUCGGUACGAGUGGAAUUGGACCUCAGCAGAACCUCUGGAAUGUACCUCAUUGUCUGUCCAAAUUCGCUCAAGAGAAGGGCAGACGACGAGUGAAUGGAGCGACACGCAUAUCCUCCAAGGAGAAGAUCUGCCCACCAAUAGGAAGUUCAAGAUGUACCCAGUGGACAGAGCUGUGCUGGCGGGUGACAGCACCACUUUCUGUUGCAUCGUGGAAGAAGGGCGACACUUUGGUCGCGUAACUUACGGCAACACAGUCGUGAACGCCACCCGGCUCAGUCGGCGAAGUUACGGCUUCACAGUGGCCAACCAGUCGCCACCCAACAGCUCCAGCUCGGGGACCAAUGUCGUCUGCUGGGACAGCGUUGACAAGAAUAAGCUGUCUGGAACCGUGGUCUUUGUUGGAUAUCCUCCUCUGCUCAGUGAUUUUUUUUGUGAGACUCACGAUUUGACGUCAGCCGUGUGCCAGGGGAGGAGAGUGCGAGACACCAGAUUGUACGGCCGUAAGCGGCGAACAGUCUACUCACUAAACGACAGGGAAUGUGCAAAACAAACCAUUUCGGAACAGCUCAUUACUUGUAGCGUGGCGCAGUGGGAGGGCAACUGGACGCUGAAAGCUGUGAAUCCUUUGGGCCAGUACAGCAUGUCGGACUCUGCGGAAAUCUGGCACAGAGUGCGACCAGUGGCACCUCAAAAUAUAAGCACUGUCGUCCAUGCAUGGAAUGCCACCAUGUCCUGGAAGUGGGAAUAUGACAGCUAUACUUCCCUGGCUCUGGUCUGCCAGGUAGAGCUCAGUUCUCAAGACAAUAAAACAAAGCGCACUUUCACAGGCGUCGGCCUGAGAACGGUGAUUCUUCUGGACCUGUAUCCUGAUGAGGAAUACAGUGUUAGAGUACACUGUGGUGCCCAGAAAAAUUUCUGGAAGUGGGGAAACUGGAGUAAACCCUAUUCUUUCAGAACAAAUAUAGAUGUUCCAGCUGCUCUAGAUGUGUGGAUGCACAUCAACAAUGACAACACUGGUCUGAUUCUUUGGAAGCCUCUGACAGCAAGAGAAAGCCGCGGUCAGCUUACAUCUUACGAGGUGACACUCUGGAGCCCAGAGGAGAACCUGCAGCACACUGAAACUCUCCCUCCAGACACCACCAUGCUGCCGAUCAACCUCACCCAAAUAACCGCUUUCAGCAAUGACAACGAGGUCAUGGCAAGUGUCAUCGCCAAAAACGCUGCAGGAGGCUCUCCACCUGAAAGUGUGCCUGUACCUCUACAUCUCACAGAUCAGCAUAAUAUUGCUGUGUCAAGGGUCGUUUAUAUGGACAGUGGUUUCCCCCUGGUCUGGCAGAAUGAUGGCAACACGAGCUGUGGUUAUGUAGUAGAGUGGCAUGACGCUUGCUGCCAGCGAGACUGCCCAGUGGAGUGGCUCAAACUGUCCACGGGAAACACAAAUGUCUCUAUUGAAUCAGCCAACUUCCAGCCGGGUGUGAGGUACAACAUCUCCCUGUUCACCUGCACAUUAGAGCUGCUGCAGCGCUGGCAGGGCUUCACGCAAGAGCUGGUCCCGUCCAGGUCUGUCCCCAAACUAGAAAUCAGUCAGCAGGACUCUGAUGUUAUCUUGACGUGGGGAAGCAUCCCUCUGGUCAGCAGGCGAGGAUACGUCCUGGGUUAUAAUGUUUACAUGAGUAAUGACUCCCAGCUUGUGAAACUAGCCAAUCUAUUGGGACAAGGAAGCAGGAAGCACACAAUUAAAGGUCUCUCGGAGGGCCCCUAUAAAUUCACAGUCAAAGCAUAUACCUCAGCAGGCGAGGACACGGGCGCCACCAUCUCCAUCACAGUGGAGACCCUUGCUGAUUGGCUCAUCCUGGAAAUACUGGCCUCUCUGGGUCUCUCAAUGUUAUUGUUAGCCAUUGUCACUGUUCUUUGCUAUAAGAAACGUAAAUGGGUAAAGACAGCAUUCUAUCCGGACAUCCCUCAGCCUAAACUGAACGAUGACUGGACCAGAACACAAGGACCACUGGAUGUGACGUCAUCUCCCCACAAUAUGAUCCAUGUCGAGGAAAAGCCAGAAUUCAACUCAAUGAAAGAAGUGCUUGUCGGCAUUCCAGAAGAGGACGAGGAGGAAGAGGAGCAGAUGAUACGAGACGAGCCGGUGGACACAGAUGAGCCCACUUCAUUACGCUACUACAACCAGAUGAUUGAUGAACGUCCCAUAAGGCCACGUUUCCCGGACUCCUCUGAUUCUUCUGGGUCUUCACUGGACUCGGGGAACACUGAUGUAACUUACACAGGGAUCCAGACUUCAGCGUCAUCUUUGGUUUUCCCGACGGACCAUCAGUGCGCCUCCGAAGGGCACCAGGUCGAAAUGUCUAUGGGUGGAGAUGGUUACCGCCCUCAGACGCAAACAACAGCAUCAAGCGACGAAGCACUUCUGACGCAUUCUCCCCAUGAGCCCCAAACUGCCAGCUCUGGGGGCUACAAACCCCAGAGCUCCUGGCAUUUGGACUCACCUGUGGAGUCUGGGGAACGGGAAUGCCUGGCACCUAACUUGGGGUCGCCCACCUCUGUGGCUUCCACCCAGUUUCUCCUCCCUGAUGACGAGUCAGAGGAGCACCGAGAGGAGAAACAUCAACAGUCGUCUUCUGCGACAAGCUGGUUCACCAACCUGCUGACCUCCACAAAACCAUGAUAUUCUCCACAAAACCAUGAUAUCCUCUCAUUGGUAGCUGCAACAGGUUGAGCUAACACUUUUACAUUCAUUACCAGUGAAAUGCAGCAAACAAGCUUCACAGGACAAAAUAUAAUUUCCAUUUGGAUGUAGCAGUUUGCACUGUGACCACAGGUAUAUAAUAUGAACACACAGGGCCUGAUCUGCUAAGAUCCAAAUACCACGCGCAAAACAGCUUGUGCAAAUUCUAAAAUUGCAUGUACUAUUAGUGGGCGUGUUGCGUGUGAUCUAGUAAGACUUCGUAUGCGAUUGAAAAGUGGUGCAAACCGUCUUAUUUAAAGGAGGUUUUUGCGCGUACUACAAAGCUUUCACCAUGGAGACACUCAUUUAGUGCACAUUCAUGUUAUCAUGCUACCGGUCGAAUUUUGCUAUGUUAUAAAACAUGUAGCAGACCACUAUGUGCCACAUUUUCCUGGCGUUUUAGAAGCAGUCCUGCUGUGCGAUCUACAAUGAAACGCACUUUUUUAGUGCGCUGAAGGUGCGCUCAUGGGAGAGGCUGGCACUAAAUGCGAGCGUGCACUGGAAUGUUACAGACGCAAGUAGAUUUAUAUGGCAAAAAGUUGUUUUCAUAUAAAUGAAAAAAAACAAAGGUCACUAAAAAAAUGCCAACCAAAACACAUCCAUUAAAUUUGUUUUAAUCAGCCCCUUAAAGCAUACUUGCCAACCCUCCCGAUUUUCCCGGGAGACUCACGAAUUUCAGUUGCCCCUCCCGAAAAUCUCCCGGGGCAACCAUUCUCCGGAAUUUCUCCCGACAACAAUAUUGGGGGCGUGCCUUAAAGGCACUGCCUUUAGCAUCCUCUCUCACCUGAAAAGGAGACUAUUAUAUAUGUCUCCUUUAUCCAUAGGUUUAUCUAUAACCCAUAAAGUAGGCAGGCACGGAGCUAUUUCUCAGCAUGUUUUUAUUCCAGCCGGCACUGACACACAACAUCCGGAUUCCCAUCAUGCAUUGCUUCAAAACUAAGUUUUUUUGAUUGAUUGAAACUUUUAUUAGUAGAUUGCACCGUUCAGUACAUAUUCCGUACAAUUGACCACUAAAUGGUAACACCCGAAUAAGUUUUUCAACUUGUUUAAGUCGGGGUCCACGUAAAUCAAUUCACGGCAAGUAGUAAUGUCCAAAAACAUAACAGACACGAAGCAGAAGAACGAAGAAGAGACAUGGCGAUAACGAGUGAGAAGAGGAAGUACGCUUGCAAGUUCCAAAAUGAUUGGAAAAAAUAAUUUCAGUUCAUCCAGGACAGCUCGAAGGGGAAGGGGUAUGCUGCCCGCAAAUUUUGUAGAUCAGACUUCUCCAUUGAACACGGUGGCCGAACGGAUAUACUCAUUCAUGAACGGAUUAAGAAAUACUUGAAAAUAUAUACACCCCCCGCUACACCCCAACCCCCCACCUCCCAUUGCCCCACCCACCGAAUUCGGAGGUCUCAAGGUUGGCAAGUAUGCCUUAAAGAGGUCGUAUUAUGACUUUUUUCUAGAUUUAAAACACCUCCUUGUGGUCUACAUAACAUUUAGUGGUGGUUCUUUGGUCAAAAUGUAGCACAGAUGAUGUUUUAUAGACCGUCUUAAAGCUCCUUACAGACCGUCUCUUCAGACUGUGCCGUUUUGUGGGUGGUCUUAUUUACGUGCUUCCACUUCGACUGAUUUUCCCCAUGCUCACUUUGUUGUAGUUUUUAGCGCUUCCAUAUUGCUUGUACUGACAGGUAUAAGUUAAAACUAUACCCUACUUUCUAUUGGAAAUGGCAACAGCGGAGGAUGUAUGUACUUGCGCGAGCCAGUCUGCCUCACAACAGGACAGAGAAAAAUAAAUAACUUAUUGACUACAGCGUGGACCACAAUGGCGGAAACACGCAAGGCAGCGGAUGUCACACACUGCUAAAACAUCACAAUAGGAGCAAACGCCAAACAGCUCGUUUGUCGGAAGUAGUAAAGAAAGAAGGCAAUAUUAUUUUAUAAAUAUCCCCGCAAUGCUUCCACAGUUUGAUUUCAAAUUUUCAGGACUUUAGAGAUCCCAAAUAGACCACAGCAGGUACCAAUAGAUAAGAAAAGUUGGUUUUGCAUAAUAGGGCCCUUUUUAGCCAUCCAACAGCUAUAAAAUUAUAAAAUGAUAUUGCUGAAUAGACAAUAAGUCUAAUAUUUUCAUUUUUGAUAAUCCAUAAAUGAUGACAUGCCUACAUACGGCGGAGCUGCAGCGCCUCCUUUCUCACAGCUAUUUCUGCUCAACCGCCAGUGUGCACGCACAUUCAGACAGGCUAAAUAAAGACCGGUCCUGCAGAACAGUUUUAGUCUUGAUAAAUCACAUUGCAUAUGCUAAAUAAUUAUAUUUGCGUUUUCUCCUCCAAGUAUUGUGGCCGUUCUUAUGCUCAGAUCAGCAUAUAUUCUGCAUAUACUGUACAAAUAGACAGACAAGCUAAAUGGAUUGCGCUCCCUAUUUUGCUCACUUAAGCGAUGCAAUCCUCUGCACACAAGCUUACUAGGUCAGUUUUGUGUGCACUAUCAAGUUUGCACGUGUUUUAAUACACGCAAAUCUUUAGUAGAUCAGGCCCAUACUGUAUUUUCUCAUAUAGUGGCCAAGAACAUUUCUUUAUCCAACCCCAGAGUACCAGUCAUCUUUUGGGGUUAAUACAUAAAAUAAUGAUGUUUAAUCAUUUAUCAAUAUUAAAUAUCAUAUAUUUUAUUGAUGGUAGACACUACUCACUUUCUAUCCAAGCCCUAGUUAAUUGCUCUUUAAACUUCACUGUAAAAUUCAGCUUUACAGAUGCCACAACUGCUGUGCAGGCGGUGUGUGUUGUGGUGAAUGUGGCACAAAACGGUAUCAGACAUAAGUAAUCACUGUAAUUUUUUUUGGUGUUAUAAAGUAAGUGUCUAUUCAUAAUGAGGUGUUAAUUUACCCUGACGAUUAACUGAGUCACGGCAUUUGUCAGCAGGGAGGCCACUAUAUGAGGAAAUCUGGUGGCUUUGUGGGCAUUUAGCACUGGCGCAAUGUUGUCUUUCAAUGGUGCAGCUUUUUAGUUUGUAUUUGGUUUUCUGCUACUCUUUGUGAUGUGAAUAAGAAUACGCUAAUGAAACUGAAAGUAAGAGCAUUUCAAAUCAAAAAUAUUUCCAGAUAAACACUACAAAGGAAAGUUUUUAUUUUUAUUUUUUUGUAAUGUCUUGUUUGUUGUCUUUGAGUGGCUCUCCCUGGAUGAGCUAUUGUUGCGAUCCGAUGCACUUUGUAAUGAGUCAUUAUUUUACACGCGAUCAAGAGGUGAUAUAUUUUAUGCUCUGGAAUUGUCUGGAUGAUGAUGACACUGAUGAUAUAAGCUAGAACAUGAACCCAUGUACUGAACAAAUCAUGUUAAUUUGAAAUGUUUACAUUUUUCUUUUAUCUUUAAUCUUUAGUUUCCAUGUACAUAUUUUACAGGCCAGUCAUUUUUUUUUAAAUUCAUGUCACAUGUUCAAUGUUACCUGUUAAUGUACAAUUGUAAAUGCUUCCAUUAGUCACCUUUCCCACACUGCCUUGCCUCUUAAAUGUUCACUGUGGGGGGGGAAGACUGUCCCACAAAGAACAGAACAUACAUUUAUGAAGAUAUAGACACUACCAAUUAUGCAAUCUUUUUUUGGCAUCUCUAUAUUCCCCCCAUAAGGAUCCAGGAAUGUUGUUACACUUUGAUUAUUAUUCAAUUGCAUCAGUGCAGUGGUUCCUAAACUUUUUUCACCAAGUACCACCUCAGAAAACACUUGGCUCUCCAAGUACCAACAUUAAAAUACAGUAGCAUAGUAGGCCUAAAUGUUCAUUAAAACAAGGUAGAGGUUUUGUAUGCAUAUUCAAUAUGUUUGGCAACUGUAACAUUACACACAAUUUGAACAGUAACUCUGUGUUGGAAUAUUUAAUGAAGUGAUUCUUUGGCGUGCCACAGUUUGGGAAUCACUGCAUUAGUGCAUAUAUUUGGAGUUUUUACAUAAUUUUAGAAGUCCUUGUGACUUCAUACUUGUGUUUCUCAGUGCCUUCAGCAGACAAGCUUUAAGUACAACUACUGUGACUACAAAAACGUGGAUGGAACUGGAUGAUGACAAUGCUGGUGGACUUUUCAGGCAGUCCUUUUUUGACUACUGAGACAAUAACCCCCUUCUCCUCCUCUGAGCAAUGCUGUUUUUGUUUUGCAAGAAAUGUUGAUUGACUGGAUUUAAUCCAAAAGAUACAGUGGAUGGUCAAGCCAGUAAGAGAUCUUAUGAAAUAGAGGUUUUUAAAUCUGCUAAGCUAACUUCGCUUAUGGUUAAAGGCAAAAUGAAUAUUUUUUUAGUUCUGACAGUGAAGAGUGCUGCAUACAAUAAUUUUUUCGUCAAAUUUGGGAGGCCUAUGCUGUAUUAUAUUCUUGGAAGGGAGGUCACACUUUUUAAAAAACGUGAAAGACUGGAUAUAUUUUUAAGGAUUUAAACAUGCCCAAACGUUUGUUUUUCCAUUUUUAAAUCCAGGUAGGGUGUGUUUCUAGAGUUUAUGUCCAUUUGUGUUUACAGAUAUCGCUCUGUACGAAACUUUGCUGACACAGGAAAUGAUAUUGUUCAACUAACAGACUUACUGGUGACUUGUCAACUUCCCGAAGAAUCGAAAUGUUUGCAUUGAUGGUUGAAAAUAUUGUGAUCUUGUCUUCCGAUGAUGGUUUAUUUUGGCCGCUAUCACAGCAUUGUGACGUUCAUAUAUCAGGGUAUGCACAGACACACACACACACUCCCUGAUUUGUAAACGCAUGCUGCAAAAACCUUAUCCCUUGUAUUUUUCGAAGCUUUAAAACUAACUAACUAAUGCAGUGCAUGACUAUGACUAAAUGUGCGCCAAUAAAUGCUUUAAAUGCUUACGAUAUUGCAUAGAUUAGUCAUUCUUGUAUCAUAGUCGUCAUUCCUAAUGAACGAGGAUGUGUGUUUCUUCUGAAACAAUGCUUAAUGUUAACACUAAUAACUAACCGAAAUAUUACUGAUGUAAACAAUAAAAACUAAUUUGUGUG